Molecule: messenger RNA, 405 nt
Organism: Salvia hispanica
Lineage: Eukaryota; Viridiplantae; Streptophyta; Magnoliopsida; Lamiales; Lamiaceae
Biological process (GO): negative regulation of DNA-templated transcription
Source: RefSeq, a predicted model, not a curated record
AUGAAGAAACCAAAAGUUUCUUUGGCUGGACACGAUAACAGCUCUUCUUCUUCUAUUAAACAAUCAGAGGAACCUCUCAACACAAAUGAGAAACCUGGGAGGCGAACACGCAGGUUUAAACGUUAUGGUUCGAAAGAUUGGAAAGACAGCGACAUAGCUGAGCAGACGGAAAAGCUAGAGCAUAUGCAGGUGAAUGAGAAUUUUGUGGUCCUCAAGAGGUCAGCUGAUCCCUACCAAGACUUCAAAAGAUCGAUGCUGGAGAUGAUUGUGGAGAGACGCAUUUUUGAACCGACCGAUUUGGAGCAGCUCUUGAUGAGCUUUCUCUCUUUAAAUUCAAGGAUGCAUCAUAAAGCCAUCUUGAAGGCUUUCUCAGACAUAUGGAAGGAAGUUUUCACUGGACCCUAA